Xenopus tropicalis (tropical clawed frog) is the source of this 2399-nucleotide messenger RNA. It is a transcript of the gene trhr3, whose product is annotated as thyrotropin-releasing hormone receptor 3. Gene Ontology annotation, molecular function: G protein-coupled receptor activity; thyrotropin-releasing hormone receptor activity. Gene Ontology annotation, biological process: G protein-coupled receptor signaling pathway; signal transduction. The coding region runs from base 413 to 1627 and encodes 404 amino acids. The record is from RefSeq and is a predicted model, not a curated record. Gene Ontology annotation, cellular component: membrane. The transcript has 3 exons. Lineage: Eukaryota; Metazoa; Chordata; Amphibia; Anura; Pipidae.
CCUGCAUAUCUGCCACUUGUGCAAAACUGCCACAUAUCCUUAGCACAGCAGUGAUUGAUGGGUGAAGCCACUCGGUGCCGCAUCAGCGUCUGUGCGAUUCCUGUCCCCAUUCAGUUAGAGGCAAGGGCUUCAGCUGAGACGCGUCUGCGCCUUGGGAGCUGUCUGUGGUGCUGAAGAGCUGUUGGUGCUGAACGGCACUUUCCCUUCCAUUCAUUCUGUGCAGCAGCAGCAGCAGCAGGUAGAGAACUGGGGAGAACACCAAGCAGAACAUUCUAUUGGAUCUCACUGCCACCUCUUCAUUUAUACACUGAACUUCAGCAUUAAUGCCUGACAUGGGCACGUGGAUUUGACUCCUUAACAGUUCAAUCUGUUGCACAUUUAAUAGACUCAAAGAAUUGAUUAUCGGGCAGGCAUGGAAAACCAGACGCUGUCCAUAGGAAUGCAGUCAAUCAAUGCCACGGGGAUGAACGAAACCGUCGGGAGUAUGCCUCAGAUUGCCCUGGAGGUACAGGUGGUUACAAUAUCCCUUGUUCUGUUGAUUUGUGGAGUGGGAAUUGCUGGCAAUAUAAUGGUGGUUUUAGUGGUGUUAAGAACCAAACACAUGAUGACCCCCACCAACUGUUACCUAGUUAGCUUGGCCAUUGCUGAUCUGAUAGUUCUUCUGGCUGCUGGACUUCCCAACAUAUCCGAAGUGGUGGCCUCUUGGGUGUACGGCUAUGUUGGCUGCCUCUGCAUAACUUAUCUUCAGUACCUUGGGAUAAACAUUUCAGCGUGCUCCAUCACGGCCUUCACCGUGGAAAGGUACAUCGCCAUCUGUCACUCCAUUAAAGCCCAGUUCAUCUGCACCGUGUCCAGAGCCAAAAAGAUCAUAGCCUUCGUGUGGUUCUUCACCUCCAUGUACUGUGUGAUGUGGUUCUUUCUGGUGGACAUCACGGAGGUCAAGUUCGCAGAUGGCGUCCAAGUCAACUGUGGCUACCGAGUUUCCAGAAAUCUCUACACCCCCAUUUACUUCUUAGACUUCACCAUUUUCUACGUGAUACCGCUGGUGUUGGCCACGGUUCUGUAUGGUCUGAUAGCCAGGAUAUUGUUCAUGAAUCCCCUACCGUCUAACCCCCAGGAUCUUAGCAGAAUGAGCUCCAAACAUUAUGGGAAGCCCUAUAACUCCAUCAAACUUUCUGGUAAGGGAAAUAAGAACACAGCCAGCUCAAGGAAACAAGUGACCAAGAUGCUAGCAGUUGUAGUGAUCCUGUUUGCUCUCCUGUGGAUGCCGUACCGCACUUUGGUGGUUGUAAACUCCUUCAUGGACCCUCCAUACCUCAACGUGUGGUUCGUAUUGUUCUGCAGACUGUGCAUCUACCUUAACAGCGCCAUCAACCCCAUCAUCUACAACCUGAUGUCCCAAAAGUUCAGAGCUGCCUUCAAAAACCUGUGCAAGUGUGAGCAGAAGCGGACAGAGAAGGCAGCUAAGUACAACGUUCCUGUGUAUUACAGCGUCAUGAAGGACAGUUCCCACGAGAGUCCCGACCAUGAUGUAACCGUUCAGGAGGAUCUCAAUGGAUUUCCAGCCAAAAAAGUAAACUUUACACAAAAAUGUGUCGAUACCACAACAACAUACAGUGUGGCGUAGUACCACCCCAUAAUUAUAUAUAUAUAUUGUCAUGGUUUUGAUGAGAUAGUGUUAUGUGAAGGCCACUCACUAUAAAAGCUGAGUUGACUACCAAGCUCCUUAAAUAAGUCAUGAUAAAAACUCUAGAGUGUUAGAGAAGGAUCUGAAGAUCUGAAGAUGUUUGGAGGUCUUUUUCUUUCCAUUGUGGGGGGGUCUUUGAUUUUGAAAUAAUUAUGCCAAACCACCAUGGACUUGCUUGUGUUGCUUUGAUUCAUCUAGAGCCAUGCUAUUUUAAUAUUUUGGCCUGUACUUAUGCUUUAGUAUGAAAUCCAGUUUGAAAUGGAUCCUCCUCAGGAUUCCCAAGGAGAUCAUCUAUUGGUUGUUUCAUCAUUGAGCCUAGGUUUUAUUUCACAGGAGGACAUGGCGGCACAGAAACCAAACGAAUGAUAUUGACUCUAUAUAAUGAAAUAUAAUUCUCUUGUUCUUUGGUCACUGAUAAACUAGAAAGAUGCCACAUUACAAGGGAUUUUUAUGUAAAAGUUCAUGGAUAUGUGCCAUUGCUAUGUCCUAAGGGCAUAAAGUAGCAGUUAUUCUAAUAAUGGUUGUAGCUAUACAUCUAGCCCUGAUUGUGAUAACUACUGAAUAUUCCAACCCACCCCAGCUUUGAUGUGGCUAGAAAAAACCAAGGCUUCUCACUUAAGGUGGUCACACACGUGGCGGUUUUUGGAUCUUUUGUGCGACCAUCGGUCACACGAAAGAUUGUUCCCACCCUUCACAGACGUUCAGGGCUGAA